This is a messenger RNA of Staurois parvus, 759 nucleotides long. The record is from the annotation of a GenBank genome assembly. Lineage: Eukaryota; Metazoa; Chordata; Amphibia; Anura; Ranidae.
AUGAUGCGUUGGGGUGAAUUUGAUGACCUUUAUCACAUUGCCGAAAUAGAAGAAGCUGGAAAGACUUCUGAUAGUGAAUCAGACUCGCAGAAUGGUAAAUAUUAUGAAUCAAAAACCAAAAAAAAAAACUGUGACUAUAACAGUAGCACCCUGAAGCCCCACCUUAAUGACCAUGACCCUGAAUCACCGUCUUUAUACCGCACUAUGAGUGAUGCUGCGCUAGUUAAGAAAAGGAUUCGUCCAGACACUCCAGACAGAAGUUAUCUACAGAAGCACCGGUUUUCCAUCAAUGGACACUUCUACAACUAUAAAACAUCUAUAUUCACUCCAGCUUUUGGCUCUGAGACAAAGGUUAUGAUUAACAGCACUAUGAAAACAAAAGAAGUAAUUGAGCAACUACUACACAAGUUCAUGAUUGAAAAUAGCUCAAAUGAAUUUGCACUAUAUAUUAUUCAUGCGUCAGGAGAGAAGAAAAAGCUAAAGGACACAGACUGCCCUUUGUGGGAGCGACUCUUACAAGGUCCUUCAGGAAGCAUAGCAAGGAUGUUCCUUAUGGACAGAGAGGCAGAAGAGAUUAGCAGUGAUGUAGCACAAUACAUUAAAUUUAGCCUUCCACUUUUAGAAAAAAUAUUGCAGAGGUUAAACGAGGAGGAAGAAAGGGAAAUUCAGAGAACUGUAGAUAAGUACGUCAAUGAAAAGUCUAUAGUGCUUCAAUACCUGAAUAUGAGAACAGUUAAAAAAACUGAGACUACUGUUUAG